Messenger RNA from Athalia rosae (coleseed sawfly), 4531 nucleotides. RefSeq lists its product as uncharacterized. Lineage: Eukaryota; Metazoa; Arthropoda; Insecta; Hymenoptera; Athaliidae. The transcript has 6 exons. The record is from RefSeq and is a predicted model, not a curated record. The coding region runs from base 956 to 4345 and encodes 1129 amino acids.
AUAUUUCCUGGAUAUACAUUUUAAUAAAUCUCAUGCACCGUACGCCGCUGCAAAUUGCACGGCGGAGCAAUGAAGAGGCACGUUAAGUUACAGCUCUCUGUAAGAUGGUUAAAAUAACAGUAACUCCGAAUCGACCGCUCGACGUAUAGCCUGUUCAAGAAAGUCAGCAGGCAAGCUGGCGAGCGGACAAGCCGUUGGCGAACGGGUGAGCCUUUAAGAGCUGGUGAGUGAACGGACGAGGUAGCGCCAACGUCCGCGUUUCGGUACCGUUAACUUGCCGCUGUUGUGCGAGUCUCGGAGGACGCGAAGUCUUCGCGGUGGUUGCCGAUCGUCCGUGAGGUCUGAUACUCGUGCGCGUCUUUCCGGGCACCCAAAGUAGUUAUGGGGCACGCGCGACCGAAGGGCCCGGGCUUGCGGUUUACUUUUAUCGGGCGUUUCUAACUAAUCGUAGAAAACCACGAUUGCUGCGGUAUCGCGUCUCGUAUAGAGAAUAUUCGUCUCGCGGCUCUUGUCGUCGAAAAUUUGACGUUUUAAUUGUACAGAAGUACCUCGUGUACCGCACUUUAUUGUACAGGAUUACUUAGGCGAAGAUCCGAUUCACGGUGAACCGAGUUGUGCAGUGAAUUAAAUCGUGCAUCGCAGGAAUAUACGUAUAUGUUAUAGGAGUUCAUAGAUACGUGGAACUUUGACGAUAGAAGCCCUGCAUUUUUCUCGAUGAGAGACUUCACCUUGGCCUUAGGGUAUCGUCGGAUUUUAACGCAAUCGCUGCACGAGCUCAACAACAUCUGACCUACACGACACGAUGACGAUUGCGAGGGGACUGGCGAUAUCCUGCGUGUGAUCGGAACCCGGUGCAUUCGAUGUGUCAGAGUUCGAGCGACCGGUGUCGGAUGGUCCGAUCGGUGCAAUCGAUGCAUACACAUAUCUGAAAAGAGAGUAUUCGAAUAAAAGGAGUAUGUCCAUCAUCGAGGACGGCUUCCGGUUGGCCGGAGCACCAUCGGAGUGCUCGCUCAAGAGCAAAGCGAGGAUCGAUGCCCUCUUCGAAGACACAAGAUCGGUCUGCAGCUCCAUGAAGGGUGGCUGGUACGCUGAGAUGAAUCUACCGGCAAUGGCCUUCACUAAUCUCGACGAAGUUAGCGCCGAGGAACAAAAACGGGUUAACAGUGCCGUCCAAGCGAGAAUAGAAGCCAUGUUUGCUUCAGUGGAAGCGGAGACGGGAAUUCCCGGCGAAUGUGCCGCUGCUAUAUUACCGGUGAGGUACCUAGGGGCUGCGCCCAUUGCAGGUCGGGUUGUCGGAGUAGGUGGUCUUCAAGAGCCGCUUCGGGACCUUCUCGCCCGGCUCGAAGACUCCUUGCCAGCCGAACUCGAGGUGUCCAGGCGAGGUUUGACUUUUCGGACGAGCGAAUCGUUGGAGAAGAUCAAUCCGUUUCGAAGAAUCGCUGUUUGGAGCGCUCUGAGGCUUCGAUCAAAAGAACUACCUUCCGGUGAACUUCACCACGCAUUUUUACCUCUCGUUGGCGACGACUCGGACUCAACGAACGGCGGCAAUAAGCACGCCGAUCUAUACAGAACGAUGGAAGGUUUCAAAAAAGAAACACGGUCGAGUCCCCCCAUUUUUGCGGUAGUAAUGCGACGCCCGGGUGUAGCGGUACGACAGCUCGAGUGUCACGCUUUCGUCUGUCAGGUCGAGGAAGAUGCUGUGGCUGCUGCCGCGACCUUGUAUCGUGCCCUUUUGGCGGACUUGGACGCUAAUCGACGAAAACCCAGACAAAGAAAUGGCGUUGGUUGCGUUAGUCUGGCGUCAGUAGCCUCAUUGACGUCAAGUUUGAGCGUCCGUGAAAUACAACCGCCAACUCGAAGCCCUCCGGGUCCUCCACCCCCGCGUCCGACAGCUCCACAUCCGGUUCGUCCACCGAGGAUUAAAAAGGUUUCCUCGUCCAGCGCAAAGGACGACGAUAACUCGAACUCCAGUGGAGCAGAAAACGGGCUCGGCAGAAGUUGCGAAAUUGUUCAGGUCAAAGCUGAAGACAUUCUGGAGGGUAGAAGUCGAAGGUCGUCGAUUGCGCUCAAUACGGGAUUACCUGCACUGCCACUUGGAAUCAAGGAUAAGCGAUGCCAGCCCACGGGCAACAGAAAAGUGCUGCAUGAGAAUAAUAAAAAUAGUUCCUCGCGUGCCAAGCCAACGAUUUCCGUCCGUAAGGUGGUGCACGAAGACGUACGAAAUCGAGAUAGUCAGGGUCAGUAUGACCUGUAUCAUAACGCUGAACAAAAGGAUGGUAAUUUCAGAAUGCGAAGUCAGUCCUUCUCAUGCGCUGAGAACAAUUACGUUAAGAUGCCGACCAUACGGGGUGCGGAUAAAUCCGACGAUAAUAAUAUUGAAAACUGCGGUGCUGACUACCCUGUACGGAAUCGCGAGGAUACGACGAAGAGCAAUGGUGGCAGGCGAUCAACUAGCAACGACGAAGAGCACGGAAGUAUUAAAAACAAAGGAUUGUACGAGGUGAGUCAAGGCCAGGAGAAUAUUGAGCCAUCGAAAAAAACUGAUUAUCGGUAUCACGAGAUUCUCAUUGGUGACAGGAACGGCUCACAGCGAAAGGAAAAUGGAUUUUAUAGCCGGAAAAUCGAGCGCAGGUCUCAUCAUCAGAAUGAGACAGGCAAACGUAAGAGCCAGGAACAAUUGUACAAGGAACACUUCAGAGAUUCCGAAAAAAUAUUCACCCUGGAGCAAAAAAAUGAUCAUCAAAAUAUUUGCGAGCCAAGAAACUUGCACAAUUCGCCAUACGAAGAGCGUGCCAUUGAGGUUCCGGGGAGUAGAACCGCCGCGAGUAAACAGUCGAUCGUAAACAGAUCAUCGGCGUCAUCACCGAAUAAAAACAUGACCUCGAACGUUGUGGACUACUCGCAACCUAGACCUCGAAAGAAUAGUAGGGCGGGAAGUGAACCACCGAGAAUCGGACGUAUCGAAGAUUCCGCAUUUUCUUCUACGCAGCAAGAGAUGAGUCAUAUGAAAAAAGCGCAAAGCGAUCUUGACCUCGACGGUGGGGAUCUACUGACUAGGGUAGAAUUGCCGAGAAGAGGAAGUUUCCUCAAUUCGAGCAGUACCAGAAAACCAGAAAACUUUCAAGGCGGCACCCCGUUAGGAUUUACCGAACUUUUCGACGAGUUCCGGAAUCAGGAGGGACUCACUAGUGUCGACGACAUACUAGCUGCUAUCAUUGAUCCGGAGGGAAUGUCUUUCAAUGACCUGAAGCCAUUGUACAAAGAGUUCCUGUUAAAAUUGGCUGCAACAUUGACACGCGAUGAAUUGUACGAACGUUCAGCAAGCAUAAUGCGAAGACGUCGUCGCCCACAAAGAAGUCGAACAUCCCGGCGUUCAUGUCUCCUCGGGCGCGCCAUAAAACGAUCGGUAUCCCGUUUGAAAGGUGGUCCCACAGAAUUCACGUCUGUUAUUUUCCCAGCACGAAAAUUAAACGAUAGCUUGGGCAGUAGCUCGUCCUGCGACGCACGAAACACUAAAAAUAGAGUUCUCGCCAGUAGAAUGGGAAGGAAAAGGUCCUCUCGGCGACGCACGAAGGCCGCCAUCGGACACACCACCUCGGAAGACAGCGACACUUGCAGACGAUUUGGUCGAGGUGUAGCCGCGAACCGGAGUAGCAGUGGAUACGUGAGUUGCAGCGAGUGCAGCUACGACUCGGAGUCUUGCACAUGCAUCUCUGCGGACAAAUGUUAUUGCUCGUUGUCACGUCGGGUCUCACCACCGGAAGUCCCCGCAGCCACGAUUAUAUGUUCGUGUGACACGGAUAGCUGCUCUGAGAGCAACAAAUGUUACUGUCCAAGUAAAUUGCCCACACGGCAACCUACUAUUCUCGAACAACUGAGACAGCGUGGCAUCAUGCCCUCGGAAAGCACGUUGAGCCGGACCGGUAGUCCACACAUAAUAAGGACUCUCCGAACGAGUAAAAGCUACGCGUCUUCCAGAAGUUUGGAGUUUCUCAAGGUUCGUCCAAAAGGGAGUAGUUCUGAUAACCUGGCUUUAGAUUACGACCUUUUCAGUCCAGGUAAAAAUCCUCGAUCCACUUCGUCUAACAGUGACAAGGUAUUAGUCGUUGGUGCAAGGGAUCCGCAGGGUCGUCUAAUUUAUGUUGGUGGGACAGGAAGUGGAAAAAGAACGCCUGCCAAUGGUUCUGGCAGGUCUGGAGCACACCACGAAGCGCUUUCUAUAAAAAAAAGUGCAGAAAUCGCUGCGGUCUUUGGUAAUUCUACAAAAAUGGGUAGAAGAGCGAGUAACGCGUCCAGUUUGAGGAGUACGGCCAGUCUGGAAGCUGGCCUAGGGUACCUGCCUUAAUUUUAAUAUUUUUUGUGUAAGCUAUAACGAUCAGAGGUUCUUUUCUCGGCAAUAAUUGGAAAUUAGUGAGUUUGUAUACGAUAAAGUCCGAAUUACUGUCAUCUAUAACAUGUUCGAAGUAUUUAUGUAACAAAUUUUCACAAGAGCUUAUGACGUGUCUGCAAUAAAAACGAAAAUAGCAGAAAA